Musca domestica (house fly) is the source of this 3043-nucleotide messenger RNA. It is a transcript of the gene Bcat, whose product is annotated as branched-chain-amino-acid aminotransferase, cytosolic. Gene Ontology annotation, biological process: L-leucine biosynthetic process; L-valine biosynthetic process. The record is from RefSeq and is a predicted model, not a curated record. Gene Ontology annotation, cellular component: mitochondrion. NCBI's taxonomy places the organism in Eukaryota, Metazoa, Arthropoda, Insecta, Diptera, Muscidae. The coding region runs from base 504 to 1847 and encodes 447 amino acids. Gene Ontology annotation, molecular function: branched-chain-amino-acid:2-oxoglutarate transaminase activity. The transcript has 6 exons.
GCUAGUCGAAAUUUCAGUUAUUGCCGCAACUUGGAGCUGUUAAGACGUAUUCGAAUUCAAAAAAUAGCAACUAAAGUGCAUACUUUUCACAGCAACUGUAAGCAAAGUAGACGACGACGAGAAGAAGCAACACUCGAAUCGUGUGUGUCGGAUUUGAAAGAAGAAUCUAUAAGGAAAUACCAGUGGAAAGAAGUAGAAGAAAAAAAAGAGCAAUUUUAAAGCAGCUUUAAACGAAAAAAUAUAUUGAAAAGAAUUUAAAGCUUCAAGAGGCAAUUAAAAAAAGAAAAAUAAUUAUUUUUCUUUUUUAACAAAUUAUAAAGAACUGUGCAAAAAUUGGGCAGUUUUUUCACAAAAAAUAGACUUUUACGAAAGCCAAAAAAAAAAAGUAAAAUAGAUCCAAGUGCCAAUUAAGUGGUGAAGAAAAUUCUGGAAACUAAAUCCAUUUAAAUCGAUUUUAUUCCAUUGUUAAAGUUUGAAUUAUUUUAAAAAUACCUACCAUCAAGAUGACAACCAAAAUGGCCAUUAAUGCUAAGGAACUUUUCCGCAACCAACACCGAUUGAUUCGAAUUAUUGAACAAUCAAUUCGUAUGUGCAGCAAUCAAUCCUUGAACGCAGCCCAACAACAAAAAUUGCAACAACAGAAACCUCAAUUGGAUACCGAUUUCAAAAUUACCAAAUCGAUAGCAUCAAAAUUGAUCACAGCCGCACCCGAACCCAUUGUACACGAUGAAGAAGUGGGCCAACAAUUUUCCGCCUCUUCCCUGUCCGUACGAUUGGCCAUGCCACAGCAAUUGCAGCCCAAACCCGAUAUCGAUGACGAAUUGGGCUUUGGCAAACUCUUCACAGAUCAUAUGUUGAAGAUAUACUAUCACAAAAGUUUGGGCGGUUGGCAAAAGCCCGAAAUUACACCAUUGGAAAAUCUAGUUAUGCAUCCCGCUGCCAAAGUAUUACAUUAUGCUGUUGAGCUUUUCGAAGGCAUGAAGGCCUAUCGUGGUGUCGAUGGCAAAAUCCGUAUUUUCCGCCCUGACAUGAAUAUGCAUCGCAUGAAUUUAGCUGCCAAACGCUCCGGUCUGCCCACAUUUGAAGGCGAAGAGUUCAUCAAGUGCCUGUGCCGAUUGUUGUCAAUUGAUUCCGAAUGGGUACCCCAUACCGAAGCUGCCAGUUUAUAUAUUCGCCCCACAUUGAUUGGUAUUGAUCCUACCUUGGGUGUUGCCGCCUCCGAUUCCGCCUUAUUGUACACAAUUCUCAGUCCAGUUGGUAGCUAUUUCAAGAGCGAUAGCACCGGCGCUGUUUCCCUCUUAGCUGAUCCCUCCUACACAAGAGCCUGGCCAGGCGGUGCUGGUAAUCGUAAAAUGGGCUCAAAUUAUGCACCCACCAUCAAUGUCCAAAAAGAGGCUUCCCGCAAAGGUUUGCAACAGGUGUUGUGGUUGUAUGGUGAUGAUCACCAAUUGACCGAAGUUGGUACCAUGAAUAUUUUCAUGUUGUUCGUCAACGAGAAAGGAGAAAAAGAACUGAGAACCCCACCCCUGAAUGGCCUCAUCUUACCCGGCAUUACCAGAGAUUCAAUUCUUGCCUUGGCUCGUCAAUGGGGCCAAUUCAAGGUAACCGAAGAUAUUUUCACCAUGCCCGACAUUAAACAUUUGCUGAAUGAAGGCAGAUUAUUGGAAUUGUUCGGCACCGGUACCGCCUGUGUGGUUAGUCCGAUUAAUCGCAUUAGCUAUUUGGGCGAAGAUUUGUACAUCCCCACCAUGGAACAAGAGAAACCCAUUCACGAAACGAUUCGUGAAACUUUAAUGGACAUUCAAUACGGCAAAGUGGAACAUCCCUGGGCAGUAACAAUUGAUUAAGGCGGUCACACCCAUAAAACAACAAAAUCAAAGGAGAGAAAAGAUUUUUUGACAACAAGAGAUCAUUUUUCAUCACAGCACCCACAUUUGUGUAUUAAUAGCUUUUAAUUAGCUCAACAUUAGUUCAUAGCAUUUAGGCCAGUAGCGAAUAGUUGUCUUUUUUAGAAAGGCUAUACGGGAAUAACAGUUGUGGUCGCCCAGACAUUAAGUUAGGUUAGUUAUUGGGAGUAAAGAAAGUAACAAGCGAUAAAAUGCUCGAAUUUUUUUAAAAUGCAUUUAAAAAGCAAUAUAUUUUUAAUAGUUAGUUGUAUAUGUAUAUAAGUUAGUUGUACUAUAUGUAACGACAAUGGGACAACUGUUCUUCCCAACAACGAGUUGGCUUUUCUAAAACAAAGGACCCUACCUAUUUAUUUAUUUUAUCAACGAAAAUCUGUACAUAUUAGUUAUCUAUGUAUGUGACGUACUGUUAAUUGUCCUUUCUUGACACUUCCUCGCCUUUGGAGUCGAAAAGUCAAAUUUUGUCUCGAAAUUCCGAAAUUCAAACUCGACUUCACAGGCCAGCAGGAUUUGUAUUUGUUUUGUUAUACAAGCCUCUAUCUCUUGGUAAACAUCACAUCACUUUUUUUGUACAUAUUCGUACAUAUAUCACAAUACAUUUAUAUAUUUAUAAUAAUUUAGUUUUAUAUACUCAGGGGCUAUAAUUUGUAUGUGUAAAAAGCAUAUUAUAGGGUAAUUAUUUUCUUUUCCUUAAUUAGCCAUUGGUCUUGAGAAACAUUUUCAAAAGACUUUACGUUUAGUAGACAAAAAAAAAAAAAAAAAAAAAAACGAAAAAAAGAAUCCCUUUUGAAAUUUUCCUAACGUACCGGAAAAAGUGCAUUUAUUAACAUUUAAGUUCAAAAUUCUUUUUGUAGUCUUGGUUAUCUCUGAAUCCACUACCUACCCUAUUUUUUAAAUACAAAAGAAAAUAUAUCAAAACAUUGUUCAUUUUUUCCCAAUUUCGCAAAAUAUUAAGCGUAUUUACACAUAUUUAUUGCCAAACUAAAUGAAAUGAAGUAUAUAUAUAUAAAUAAUUGUAAAACAAUUGAUAAUCGUCUAUUUUGAUAAAUUGUAAGAUACAAAAAUAUAUAAAAUGAAGAAAAUAUACAUAUAAAUAAAUUUUUGUUCGAAAAUUGAGUUUUCAACAACAGUAAAAUCAA